CCUCGAUGGCAGGGCAGGUCUUGUAGUAACAAGUAUCCAAUUACAAGUGUCGAAGAUUAAAGAGAGGAAAAAUGGAGGGUGAGAAGAAAGCUUCGUCGGUAUCAGAUGUGGGUGCUUGGGCGAUGAAUGUGAUAAGUUCAGUCGGAAUCAUCAUGGCCAACAAGCAGCUUAUGUCCCUCAAUGGUUAUGCUUUCACCUUCGCUACAACUUUAACUGGAUUCCACUUUGCUGUGACUGCAUUGGUUGGCCUGGUGUCAAAUGCUACAGGUUACUCUGCAUCAAAGCAUGUUCCUCUGUGGGAGCUUCUCUGGUUCUCAAUUGUUGCCAAUAUGUCUAUUACUGGGAUGAAUUUGAGUCUCAUGCUGAAUUCUGUUGGAUUUUACCAAAUCUCAAAACUGAGCAUGAUUCCAGUGGUUUGUGUAAUGGAGUGGAUCCUUCAUAACAAGCAUUACUCAAGGGAAGUUAAAAUGUCAGUUGUGGUUGUGGUCAUAGGUGUGGGUGUUUGUACUGUGACCGAUGUCAAAGUUAAUGCCAAAGGUUUUCUAUGUGCCUUCAUGGCAGUAUUGUCUACAUCGCUGCAACAAAUUUCAAUAGGUUCCUUACAAGAGAAGUAUUCAAUCGGAUCUUUUGAAUUGUUGAGUAAGACAGCUCCAAUUCAAUCGUUCUCUCUUCUUGUGCUGGGUCCUAUCAUUGACUACUAUCUUAGUGGAAAAUUUAUAGGGAGCUACAAGAUGUCUUCUGGUGCCAUUUUAUUCAUUCUUCUUUCCUGCUCCCUAGCAGUGUUCUGCAAUGUGAGCCAGUACCUCUGCAUUGGACGGUUCUCAGCAGUUUCCUUCCAGGUUUUAGGUCAUAUGAAAACAGUAUGCGUCCUCACUUUGGGGUGGCUGCUGUUUGAUUCAGAGUUGACAUUUAAGAACAUUAUGGGAAUGCUUAUUGCAGUUAUUGGCAUGAUAAUUUAUAGUUGGGCCAUGGAGGCUGAAAAGCAGUCUAAUACCAAGAUCACAUCCCAAACAAAAAACAGCCUUACAGAAGAAGAAAUUCGUCUAUUGAAGGUGGGAGUUGAAAACACUCCUGUGAAGGAUAUUGAACUUGGUGUGUCUAAGGGGUAGAGGUUGUUGACAUCUCUAUUGGUUUGCUUGAUUUAUGUUACAGCAGAGCCCAGCUGUGCACAUCUCCUGACCCUCAUCAUUUUAGAAUUUAGACUUAGAUAUUGUUACUGAUGUUACUCAACAUUUGCACUUUCCAUAUAUUUAUUAUUUAUUAUUUAUUAUUUUGUCUGUCUUUUUUUAUUUAAUUUAUUUGUGUGUGAAUGGCAUAGAGGGGAUGUUCAAAAUGUAAAAUCUAUUUGUUGUACAAUACUGCAAUCUAUUUAUUCAUGGCUGAACCCAGGCUGUCUUAUCAUAA
This is a messenger RNA of Camellia sinensis, 1404 nucleotides long. Its product is annotated as UDP-rhamnose/UDP-galactose transporter 2. The record is from RefSeq and is a predicted model, not a curated record. NCBI's taxonomy places the organism in Eukaryota, Viridiplantae, Streptophyta, Magnoliopsida, Ericales, Theaceae.